UACAGUCAUUACGGUAACUGUAGGCUGCGGAGCCCCUGUGUCCGACAGAACCGGAGUUGCACUGAAAGACACUGCGCCGAACAGCCAGGGUUACAUGAGCAGUGUUGCGGAAUUAAGUCUGACAUGAAAUCACAGCUGAGCAACAGAUCUAAGAGCCAGAUCUCUGUCAUAGGUCUUGGAUAUUAGCCUUUCCUCUGAGCCACAGACAACAUCCCAUCUAGCCAGGUGUGACUAGGAGGCUGUCCCUCUUGGAUUUUGGUAUUCCUCUGACAAACUUGACAUCAAACCUGUGAGAUUUGGAGAGAGGACAGAUUUUUUGCAUCCAGCGUGACUCAUCCUCCAGUCCCAGUCCGCCUAACCAGCCAGAAGCCAGAAGGAGAGACCCCACCCCUUGCCCACCCUCCCCUGCUGCUAGCUUGCACCAGCAUGGCAGACAGUCGACAGCCAGAAGAUGGUGCCCCCCAGUGGGACCCAUCAGGGGGGCAGGAGCCUACAGGCACCCAUGGAGCCAAUGGCUACUCUUCCUCCGCCUACAGGACCUGCCAGCCUGGUGGGGCGCACAUGGCCACAGGCCCCUACUCGGCCAGGGAGAAUGGAUUCAAUGGAGAGCUAACUGGAGCCCCAGCUAUAACUGCAGAGCAAGUGUCAGCGCGGAUCGUGCAGGAAGUGACAGCAGAGGCAGUGGCGGUACUGAAGGGAGAGCAGGAGACUCAGAGGCUGCCAUCAGUUGAAGACACUACAAAUUUGCCUCCCUCUCCUCCCCCCUCACCUGCUGCAGAGCACUUUGGUCCUCUGGAACAAGAUGUAGGGGAUGAGGAGGAGGCGGGCCCUCUCCGCCGCUUCCAAAAUUCUCGGGAGAGGUGCAAGUUCCUCGCCCCCUCCAUCUCAGUUUCCGUGCCCGAGGACGACCCCUACCACUCCGACGAGGAGUACUAUGAGCACCCAUUGUUCAGCCCAGAGUGGACGCACUCGGGCUCUCGCCCCACAGGGCAGGCCGUGGCCUUUAGACAGAUUGAAGAAGAGACCAUGGAGGCUCUUACAGCUGAUUACGAGGAGGAGGUGGAAGAGGAGGAGGAGGAGGAGGAGGAGAGUGCAGAGGCAGCAGAGUCCGAGGCAGCUCUUGAUGAGCAGCAGUGGAGCGGGGAAGAGCCCGAGCUGGACAGCCCCCAAGCUGAGCCCUUAGAGCAGGCAGAGGCCAUAGACGAGGCCCAGGAUCUAGACCUGGAGCCAGACGAAGCAGCUAGUGCUGCUGCAGAAAGCUCUUUGGACAGAGAGGAGGAGGAAGCAGAGGGUGGGGAGAGCUCUGACACAGCUUUGAAGAUGGAUUCAGACAAGCAGGGCAGCGAGAAAAGUGGUUCCAUGAGCCCAGACAGCAUCGGAUCGGAGAAACGCCCGGAGGAGUUUUUUGAGCCCCAGAUGCAAGGGUUCUUUGCUGGUGAACGAGUUGUACCAGAGAGCCCCACCAUGGAUAUGCCAUCCUUUGUACCUCCGAAUGUUCAAAACCAAGCCAAAGAAUGUGUCAGAUCACUCACACUCCAGCCUACAUAUGGCGAGCCUAUUACAGUGUCAGAGAAACAGCCAUCAGUGGAGGUGGUAGAGAUCAGCAGCAUAGGUUCUCCCUCUGAUUUCUCAUCACUGGGAGACAAAGUUCAAGGAGGAGAAUCACCAAGGGAUGCUAGAGACAGAUCUGGCAUGUCAGCAUAUUUUGAAACAUCAGCCAUGGAUGUUGAUGAGGCGCCGCAAUCUAAAGGUGAGGGUUAUUACGAACUGAGCAGAUCUGGUGAAGAGAAGAGUCCGGCUGAUGGCAGGCCUGAGGAGAUCAGCUACAGCACACUCGCUGAAGCUCAGGAUAAACCCGAAACUAAAGAAAGUACAGCAGAGGACACUAGAGUGUUCACAGUUCCUGACAGGAGUAAUGAAUGCCGGCUUUCCCCGGGUAAAUUGGCCUUAGAGCAGAGGAGUUACUCACUUAACAUCACCAUUGGGGCAGUGGAUCCGAGUGGCCAAGGGAAACCAAGGAACUUCUCCCCGCUGGCCACAGAUAUCAUGUCAUACACUAGUGGAAGUCUAGACGAUUCAGCAGACUACCUCCCAGUCACUACGCCCUCUGUGGACAAGCCUCCAUUGUUGCCUCCCUUGAUCCUGGAGACUGCAGCUUCCAUAACUUCAGAUUCCUCAUCUCCCCCAAGGACCACAGAACCAGUUUCAAAACCCAGCCCUGAAUCGGAGUCGCCAGAAUCACCACAGCCCCCUAAGAGCGCGUAUAAGAAUGGCACAGUGAUGGCACAAGACUUGCCUGAGAUGCUGGACCUUGCUGGUACCCGCUCCAGGCUGGCAUCAGAAAACACUGACCCAGAAAUCACACGGAGAAAGUCAAUACAAGCUGAUGCCCCACUCUUUGCUGAUGACCCACUGGCUAGCUUAGUUUCAGGGGAACAAAGCCCCGGGGCCAGAAAGAGUGAUAGCCAGCUGGAAGAGAUGGGCUAUUGUGUGUUCAGUGAAUAUUCAGGGCCCAUGCCAUCACCUGCAGAUGUAUUCAGCCCUACAAAUGCUUCUGCACAGGCCUUCACCCCCUCCGUCCUGGAGGAAAAAGUGGCUGAGCAAGCUAGGAAAUUAGCAGUCAGAGACACAUCUGUGGAGGACAAGAGCCAGCCAUCAGGAGGUGCUGAUGUCACAGAGGAGACAGACCAGAAGCAAGAAGAGACAAAAGAUUCUGCUGAAGAAAAGAGCAAGGAGGUUGCAGAUGAAGAGUCCAAAAAAUCUGUAAGUGAGACGCCAAUUGCUCAACCGUGUGAUUCCUUUGUGACACCAACGGUGACCGUAACUCUAGAAGAAGGCGGAAGGACAGAAAGUGAGACUGAACGACAAGCCAGUGGCGAAGGCUCGGCGUCAGAAACCGAGAUCGCUGACUAUGAGAGGCAGAUCCGCAAAUUGGAGAUGGAGGACAGGCCUCUGAGUUUGGAGGAGGAAAGAGAGCUGCAGGAGCUGCGGGAGAAAGUGAAGCUGGUCCACCAGGAGGCCUAUGAGGAAGUGGAUGCCGAAGAUGUGUACCAGCUGACCGGUGUGGCCAAGGACCGGAUUGCCAGGCCAGUCAAAACGUCACCUGCUUCAUCUGUGGACAGCAACAUAGAUGAUGACAAGCUGCUCUCCCCGGUACUCUCACCUUCUAAACUUAAACAAAGAGAAAUGUAUGGUUCCCCCAAAAGAACACCUUCACCAGUGUUAGGAAUAAACAAAGAGAAAGAGGAGUCAGAAAGAAAAAUGAGGGAAGCAGAGGAAAAGAAAAUGAAAGAAGAGAAAGAAGAGGCAGAGAGGAAAAUCAGGGAAGAGGAAGAGAAAGAAAAGCUAGAGAAGGAACUCAAAGAAAAGGAGGAGAAAGAGAAGAUAGAAAAGGAGCUGAAAGAGAAGGAGGAGAGGGAGAAAGUGGCAGAGAUGGAGAAGAAGGUUGCAGAGGAGAAAGCAGCCACGGAGACUGUGGAGAAAGAGGCAGACAAACCUGCAGAGGCUGAGAAGGGGCAAGAGGAAGGUGAGGAGGAUGUGUUAGAGAAAGCAGUGGCAGGAGCAGCGAUGGUAAAGGAGAUCCCAGAGACUCGCGCUGCCAUCGAAUCAGUGGUGACGGUCGAAGAUGAUUUUAUCACUGUGGUCCAGACCAUCGAUGAAGCAGAUGAGCCUGGACACAGUGUUCGUUUCUCUGCUCCACCUGAGGCUGAGGCCCUUUGUGUUGCUGCCCAGAAAGAGGAAGAAGAGGACGAGGAGGAGUCUGUAGAGUUAGCCCAAGAAGCAGACAUUGAGGCUGCAAGUCUAGAAGAGGUGGGUGAGGUUCCUGAGGCCCCUGCCACCCCUGAGAAGGAGGCUCAAACCAUAGAAACUGAAGGACAGACAGAAAGCUACGAUAGAGAUGAAACCACAAUGGACGACUCCAUCCUUGACAGCUCCUGGGUCGACACACAAGAUGAUGAUAAGAGUAUGGCGACAGAGCAGAUUGAGCCUUUGCCCAAGGUGCUCAGCCCAGUCAAAAAGCCUGGCGUAGUCCAGAACAAGCAGACGCAACCGAAGAAGACGGAGAAACAGGAGAAGCCAGUCAAAUCAAAGGCCAAGGGAGGGCGGCCUAAAGGCAGAAUCUCCACACCAGAGCGCAAACCUGUCCGCAAAGAACCUGUCUACAUCCCCAGAGAGGAAGUCAAGAAGAAAAAAGCUGUGAUAAGGAAAGCCGACCUUACCAAAAAAAUGGAGACUCAGAGUCAAUCUCCGUCCAAGAGGAGUGUGGUAAAACCAGCCGUCCGGCAGACCCGCCCCACUCAGCACCACUCCUGUCCCAGAAGGAGAACCACAGAGGGGCUACCAGACAGUCGUCAGCCUCUCAGUGUUGCCAGACAGUCCCGCGACAGAGCAUCGGACGGUGGGUCAUGGAGCCCUGAGAAGAGGUCCUCUGUGCCGCGGCAUGGCUCCAUUCUGAGUCGCCGCCCAUACCAUGACCACGAGGAGAGCUCCACUUCCAUCACCAGCUCCGGCUCCACGGCUCCUCGCAGACCCACAUCGUUUCGCCCAGAGAUGAGGGCAGAGCAUAGGACAGGACGAGCACCUAGCAUGACAGUUACAGAAUCAAUGCGCUCCCGUUCGGCUCGCAGUGGCCACUCUACUCCCCGCACCCCUGGCUCCACCGCCAUCACCCCAGGAACCCCUCCCAGCUACUCAUCGUCCUCAAGAACCCCUGGAACCCCACGCUCCCUUAGCUUGAUUUCCCAGGAGAGGAAGGUGGCCGUUAUUCGCACCCCACCCAAAUCACCUGCAACCACGCCCAAGCAGCUCCGCAUCAUCAACCAGCCACUGCCUGACUUCAAGAACAUCAAGUCUAAGAUCGGCUCCACAGAGAAUAUCAAGUAUCAGCCCAAAGGAGGACAGGUUCUCAUCCCCAGUGUUAAGCUGGACUAUAGCCAUGUUCAGUCUAGGUGUGGGUCCUUGGACAGGCGGGGCUACUCGGCAGGAGGUGGAAACGUGAUGAUACAGAACAAGAAGAUUGACUUGAGCCACGUGACCUCCAAGUGUGGCUCUCUAGACAACAUCCAUCAUCGGCCAGGGGGCGGUAACGUGCGUAUAGAGACUGUGAAGUUGGACUUCAAAGACAAAGCCCAAGCCAAGGUGGGUUCUCUGGAAAAUGCGCACCACACUCCUGGUGGAAGCCGUGUCACGAUUGAGACCCACAGGCUGUCGUUUCGCGAUCACGCCAAGGCACGAGUGGACCACGGAGCUGACAUCGUUGUCCAGUCGCCGGGCCUGUCCGGCUCGGUGUCUCCCCACCGCCACCGGGACAGCCACCUAUCAUCCUCUGGCAGCCUCAACAUGCUAGAGUCACCGCAGUUAGCAACCUUAGCUGAGGAUGUCACUGCAGCUCUGGCCAAGCAGGGUUUGUGAACACUGGAUCUCUGGGUUCCUGCUCUGCACCCUGGACAUCCUCGCCCUGACUGAUCCCUUCAAACUUUUCUGCCCACUCCUGCCACCCUGAGGCCAACCUCAGCUAAAUCACAGCCUCUAAACAUCUCCACUUCCAGAUCCAUCACUCAACUCUUACGUAGAGACUCGAAUUAGGAGCUACUGUACUUUGAUCUUCUUUAUUUCCCAAAUAUGUGCUAUUUCUGGUUUCGUUGGCCUCUCUCUCUUUUUGAAUGAUGUUGCAUAGAAUAGUUCAGUCUGAGCACUGGUCCUAGACAGUGGCAUAUACAAAGUGGGUGACCAGGUGAUGGCUUAACUGGUCCUGGAUCAGUGUUAUGAAGAAGCUACAGCCUUUUUUUCUACAUUAAAUAAGAAGUAAUGUGGCCAGCACACCGUGCAGCACGUGUUGUUCUUGCUCAGUAAACGUGCAUGGACGCCAAACCCCCUCUAACAAACCAAGCAUCCUUACUGCAAGUCAUUCUUGUCAUCCAGUAUAUAAUAUAUUUAACAAAUAUAUAUAGAAACAUGUAUAAAAAAAUACAAGUUCUUUGCCAUCUACAUGUCCGAAAAACAUUUUAAAAGGAAGUGACAAUAUGGCGAUAAAAUAUACCUGUAAAAUUGCAUUACUGCAAGAACUAGGUCAUGUUAUGACAAGCAUGUAUUGAUUCUAAUAUUAAAAGAGGCUAUUUUGUAAUCUAAAAAACAGGAUUUUAGUAAGUUAUUUCCUCAAUUAUUGGAUAAAGAUUAAACAAGUUCAUGUUUUGUAGUUAUUAGUUGUUUACAGUGUAAUGCUUGGUGACAAUGUCAGACAGCUGAUUUGGUGUUGCUAAGGAAUGCAUCUCAGUCCUGUUGAAGAGCAUCCUACACUUGUACCCGCUCAGUAGUUCAAUAUAGACGCCUGUUUAUACAUCAAAACAAUAUUAAACACCGGAGCUCAUCCCAGAAACCUGCAGCUACAAGUAUCUCGUCUUAACAGCUGCAGAUGUUGAGCUCCCGUGAAUGAAUAGUACAGAUGUUCCUCGGCUAACACAGGCUGACGCUGCACUCAUCAGGACUGUCUGUUGUCUGAACCACAAAGGGAUGACGCUCCAAAUUUGCGACCUGAGAUUUAGCAGGAGAUGCAGCUACUCUGAAAUCUGUCUGUGCGUGUGCGUUUUUGGUGCAGAUCCCAUGCCGUUUUACGACGUAUGCUACCGUAUCUGGAUGUUUUGUUGCAAUAUGUGGGAGAAGAAAGUGGAAAUUAAAAAAAAAAUAUUUUGAAAAAUCCAUUAAAAAGACAAUUCAUGAAGAAAAAUAAAAACCGACCGAGAGAACUCGGAUCCUGUUACAUCUGUUAGGAAAAAAAAGUGUUUGGGUGAUCUAGUUUCUUUUUCAGACACCAUUUGUGGUAUAUCCUGCCUCCUGCCUAAUUACUGCCCCCACCUGCGACUGUUUGUUUGCUUCUGUGUUUUUUCUGCAUACCCCAUCUCCGUGUGCCCCCUCCCCACCUCCUGCUCCACCCUACAGCAACUGUAAAUGUAUUUAAAAGGUCAAGUAGAUGUACGCAGUUUUUCUCUUGUUGAUAUGACACCAAUUACAAUAAUUAAUGACAAUAAAAAGGUCAAAAAGUGAGACUGGGCUACUGUUUUCUAUUUAGAUUACAAGACAUACUGUUAAAAAUCAGAAGUUUGGUGCAUGGAAAUACAUUUAUUUGAUUUCUUGCUGAGAGUUCAAAGAGAAGAUCGAUACCACUCUCUCAUCUGUACAGUAAAUAUGAAGCUACAGCCUGCAGACAAGUAGCUUAGCAUAGCUUAGCUUAGCUUAAUUUAGCUUAGCUUAGCUUAGCUUAGCGUAAAGACCAGAAGGGGGAGUUGGCCAAGCUCUGUCUAAAUGUUUCCAAAUUCCAGCAACCAGCACCUCUUAAGCUCACUAAUCAAGACAAUGUAUAUAGUUUGUUUAACCUUCAAAAACUGUAUAUAAAAAACUGCAAAGCUAACCGACUGUUUGUUGUAGCUUGACAGAGGGUGCACAUUUUUGUGUAACUCUUGACAAGAAAACAAGAGUUUACAGAUCCGUAAAAUAUCUUAAAAGACAUUGUAUUAAUUAUUUAAAAAAUAAACCUUAAUUGGUAUUUAAAUGUCUUAAAUCAAUCUUUCAGAAAUCCCCAAAAUGCUAAGACAUGGGGAGAAGGAUCUUCUAAAUCUUUUUUCUCCGAGCUUGCAUUGUAAAUCUUAAAAUAAUUGGUCAUUUUAAAUAAUAAUGAUAAUAAUAAUAAUAAUUUACCCAGUGCCUCUUGCAUUAAUGUCACCAGAAAGUUAUGUUUUAUGUACAAUAAAUAUUUGGGCAAAAAGCUCCCUAAAGUAUUUAAUUUUUUAAUUUAAUUUAAUUUCAUUUUAUUUAUUUGUUUUCUUGUUUGUUUUGUUUUUUUGGAUUUGUAAAAUAGGUCAUCAAUUUAAUUCCAAGUGGCAAAAAAAGUCUUAAAAAUUCUUAAAUCCCACUUUCCUUAAGCUGUAGGAACCCCGGACUAAGCUUGUUUCCUGAAAUGUCAAGCUAUUCCUUUUCUGCCUGAAUUAAUUAUGCAAAUGUUUUGCAUCAAAUAAAUAGAGUCAGAAAUCUGGAAAUAAAAUGGGAGUUUGUGAAAAGUUUAUUGUGGCAGAUGGUACAAUAAGUUAAGACCUAGGGAUGGGUUGGGUGAGGAGUGUAUUCAUUUUGAUGGCCAGUCCUGGGCCAAACCAGUCACUUCACCGGCAGAUAGAGAGCCAGCCAGACCGCAAAGUGACAGGAGGGGGUGGUCAUCGUUAUCCCACCUUCCCCUCCAUCACUGUUCCACUUUGAAAACCAGUGAUGAUAGAAAUCCCCAAUGAGACAAGGGGGGACUUGGCUGAAGAUGAGGAGAGAAACCUCUCGUGGGAAAUCAGGAUGGCUUCCUGAACAGCAGGAGGAGGAGGAGGAGAGAAAAAAAA
This is a messenger RNA of Epinephelus lanceolatus (giant grouper), 8372 nucleotides long. The record is from RefSeq and is a predicted model, not a curated record. Lineage: Eukaryota; Metazoa; Chordata; Actinopteri; Perciformes; Serranidae.